UGAUUCUUGACCGUCACUUCGAGGCGAUGAAGGCACAUGUGAAGGCGGGCAACUCCGUUGCGAAGGAGCGAUGGGACGCAAUCGAGAACGCAUGGGGGCUGAAGCAGACGGGUGUCUUCAACGAAGAAGAGUGGAUCACGCAGAUUGAUGGAGAGGCCCAGGGUAUUACCAGCAGCACCCGUCCGUCGUUUUUAACGCCACAAGAUG
Molecule: messenger RNA, 207 nt
Organism: Ectocarpus sp. CCAP 1310/34
Lineage: Eukaryota; Phaeophyceae; Ectocarpales; Ectocarpaceae
Source: the annotation of a GenBank genome assembly